AUUGCAUUUCACUCACCUUUUAAAAAGUAAAACUGAUCUCAGGUAGAUUAUCUAAACCACUUCUCACCCGUUCCCUCCGUCAUAUCUACCCGUACAAUUUGAUGGCGUGCUGACUGCAAUUGUGGAGUUUUGUGGAGUCAUAUUUGAAGAUUUUACUGCACUCUUCUUACCUUCUAAUUGGUACAGAAACAAAAACAAACUGGAUAUUGACUAGAUGAAGAUUAACUAAAAAAAUGGAAGCUGAAUCUCGAUAAGUCUCUCAUGAAUUGAUCUAGAAUAUUUGUGUCUAUAUGUUGAACAGACAACAGAUCUAACAAUGGGAAGGGACAUUGAAGGUGAACAGAAUGGAAAACAAGACGAAGUGGAAGAAGGAUCGCUCUCCAGUAAACCGAGCAUUUUCAUAGUUGGUUCUCCAAAUGUUGGAAAGAGGGCCAUCCUCGGCAGGCUGCGUUCUGUGGAACCAGAAGAUAUUGCUGUUUCAUCAUCCGAAAUUACAUGUCAUGGUUGGACUAUUGACACAAAAUAUUAUACUGCGGAUGUUUGUGUUUGGGUUGCACAUGUUGGCGACAAAACUAUAGAGAGUACCCGUUCUCUAUCUGAACACUGUGAUGCACUUGUGCUGGUGUUUGACCUGAGCAAUUCAUCAUCCUUUGAGGCUCUUCAAGAUUGGGUUUCUGGAGUUGAGAUCCAAAACUUUGAGGUCUUGUUAUGUGUUGGAAACAAAGCAGAUCUUCUUCCUGGUCACUUUGCUCAUGCAGAGUACCGUCGGCAGGUGAAAAAGUGUGGAGAAUCCUCAAGUGAUCCUCACCCUGAGUUUUGGGAUUAUGGAAUUCAUCGUGAUGAGGGUAGUAGUUUGUUGAACGAAGAGGAAGAAUCUUCAUAUGAGGUGGAGAGGUCUGUUAUUGAAUGGUGUAAUCAAAACAAUAUCGAAUAUAUUGAGGCUUGUGCAAUCAAUGAUGCCUUUGAUAAAUGCAUAUCAAUCAAUGGGGAUUCCCAAGGAGUUAAGCGAAUUCAGGAAGCUCUUUCUGCUCACAUGUGGCCUGGCAUGGUAAUGAAGCCACAGAGCAAAUCCCCUGCUACCCCUGUAUCUCCCAAAAAUGAUGACUUUUCUGAUGAUGAUUCUGAAUUUGAAAUUGAAUAUGAGCUUCUAUCGAAUGGCUCGGCUGAACCUUGGGAUGGAGUAGAGGAGCCUUGGAUGACUGUUGAUAAUUGUACAAAUGAAAUUCUUGUAAGGGAGGAGGGGGAAAAUAAUGAGCCUCAGGAUUUACCUCAUGGCCAAGCUGACAAAAUGCAAGUCCAAGAGCAAAAUGUAGCCACCUCAAUUCCCCCACAAAGAGAUGGUUUGGCAUCUCAUACUUCUGUUGUAUCCGUACAUGACAAUAACAAAUCAGAAGCAAGUAGUUCAUUGACUUCAAUCAUUACUGCACAAGAUCUGUCUGGGGCUCCUGAAACUAAACAGGGUAUAGAAGAUGCUGAAACCAGAGGAAGGAGGGAACGUUCCUUUGAGGAACUUGAACAGUUGAUGCUUGAAAUGGCACACAUGCGUGAAAACUUGAGAUUGAUGCCAGACACACAAAGGAAAGAAAUGGCUGCCAGACUAGCCUUGAAAAUGGCCUCUACUUUUGCUGACAAGGAAGAAUUAGAUGACAUUUCCGAUUGAAAUGAUGUCCUAAGUUUUGGAUGGCAAUGUGUAUAAACAUCAAUCAAUGGAACAAGAAAAGCAAGGAAACCCAAGUUACUUGAAACAGUUGUCUUUCAUGUUUGUUCAUUAGGCUGCAAACUAGAAGCUCUAGAGGUUUUUAUUUUCCUCUGACUUUCUUGUGUUCUAUAGGAAAUAUUAUAUUGCACAACGUUUCCUUUUCAGCAAAAGGAGACAAAUCUAUACAAGAAAACUGAGGAAAAUCAAGUUACUUGAAACGACUGUCUCUCAUGUUUGUUCAUUAUGCUGCAAACUAGAAGAUCUGGAGGCUUUUUAUUUUCCUCAAUGUAUUUCUCUUUUCUAUAGAAAAUCAUGUUAAUGUACCCUGGGAAUGAACAAUAUACUAUGUGACUUUUCCUUUCAGGGCAAGGAGACAAAUCUCAUGUAUAUUUGAAUUCUGAGUAAUUUUAGCAAAUCUUUGGAUAA
This is a messenger RNA of Cryptomeria japonica (Japanese cedar), 2125 nucleotides long. RefSeq lists its product as uncharacterized. The record is from RefSeq and is a predicted model, not a curated record. The coding region runs from base 317 to 1660 and encodes 447 amino acids. NCBI's taxonomy places the organism in Eukaryota, Viridiplantae, Streptophyta, Pinopsida, Cupressales, Cupressaceae. Gene Ontology annotation, molecular function: GTPase activity; GTP binding. The transcript has 6 exons.